CCGCAAAAUCCUCGUCGUGCCUAUUCCACUCCCACAUCCACUUCACCGCCGACGCCUCGUCUACAACCUCGCCGCAGACCUCGUUCCACUUCCCUCCUCCGGCCACCACCGCCCACACGCCAUGGCCGCCACCUCCACCUCCCUCUCCCUCGCCGUCUCCCCUCUACCCCGCCCAAAACCCCAACCCCAAUUCCAGCCGCGGCACCUCGACCCCAAAUCUCCCAAACCCCUGCGCCUCAGCCUGGCGCCCGCGCUCUCCUGCGCCGCCGCGCCCCUCGCCGCCGCCCCCGACGGCUUCGCCAUAGACGACAUCGUCGAGAAGGACUGGUCCUUCCUGAACGCGUCGGGGUCGCAGCUCCCGCGCGCGCUCGCCGCGGCGGCGCUCUCGCCGGCGUCGCGGGUGCUGGCCGUGACGCCCACGGCGUCCUUCGUGAGCGCCCUCCUCUCCGAGUCCCCCUGCGAGCUCCUCGUCGCCGCGCACGAGUCGCUGUACGCGCUGGGCGGGAUCAAGGAGGAGCACGACCAGGUGCGGUGCUUCCAUCUGGAGGGCGGGGGAGCGGGCCAGGGGGGCGGCGUGGUGGAGGCCGUGCCCGGGAGGUUCGACGCCUUCGACGUCGUCUUCGUCUGCUACUUCCCCGGGAUGGGGGUCACGGCCGACGCGCUGCUCAAGUCGCUAGCCAAGAGGUGCUGCAAAGGUGCAAGAGUUGUCAUCUUCUUGGAACAAGGGAGGCAGAACUUGGCGGAACACCGUAGAGAGCAUCCAGACAUCGUGUUCUCUGACUUGCCUAGUCGGUCUUCACUGGAGAAAGCUGCUUCAGGGAGCAAGUAUGAAAUAGUGGAGUUUGUCGAUGAGUCGGCGCUAUAUCUUGCUCUUUUGCAAUUCCAAGGAUGAAACCCUCUUUUGUAAGACAGAUUCUUUGGACUGGUUUAUCAGCUCCUUGUUUGUAAAUGUGCAAGGAGUCAUUAUCAUGUUGUGGAA
Messenger RNA from Lolium perenne, 979 nucleotides. RefSeq lists its product as uncharacterized. Lineage: Eukaryota; Viridiplantae; Streptophyta; Magnoliopsida; Poales; Poaceae. The record is from RefSeq and is a predicted model, not a curated record. Gene Ontology annotation, cellular component: chloroplast.